AUGGCCUCUCUUCACACUGUUGUCUCUGAUAUGACUUCUACUUUUAACAAACAAAUGGAAGACUUCCGGAAACAGCUUCAGGGUAUAUCUACAACUACUAAAGACCCAUCUGCUAAACUAGCGACUGAGUUUGAGUCUUUCCGAUUGUUUGUCUUAGACUCACUACAGGCCCUGCAAAGCCAAGUAAGUGCACUCAUGAAUAUCAGUGAUGAUCAGGAAAUGCGUUCCAGACACAAGAUGGUUCUCUUUCAUGGCAUUGCUGAAGAUGACAACAAUAACCCUAUUGGGGAAGUUUUGCAAAUUGUUUCCAAGAAGCUUCAUUUGCCUAACAUCAAUGAGGAGGCAAUAAGUCGAUGCCAGCGACUAGGCAAAAAGCUGACUGGCUCAAAAGCUCGUCCAAUAAUUGUUAAAUUCCGUGACAUGCAAGUUAAGGAGAAUAUAUGGAAAGCCAAAACUAAUCUCAAAGCUAGCGGUGUGACUGUAUCUGAGUUUUUGACAAAGAGGCGUCACUCCAUCUUUCUACAGGCUAGAAAACAGUUUGGCUUGAACAAUUGCUGGACUAAGAAUGGAGCAAUAUAUAUUCUCGACUCUGCGGGAAAGCGACACCGAAUUACGUGCGAAAAUGAUCUUCACGACGUCACCCCAGUUGAUGUUUCUACCGGACCUGAAAUUAACAAAAGUAAUCCUGGACCCAGUGAAGAUCACGAUGCCGGUGUAACCACAAGGCCGAAACGAAUUAACUCCAAAGCCAAACGUUAA
Messenger RNA from Leptosia nina, 759 nucleotides. The record is from the annotation of a GenBank genome assembly. NCBI's taxonomy places the organism in Eukaryota, Metazoa, Arthropoda, Insecta, Lepidoptera, Pieridae.